Molecule: messenger RNA, 3177 nt
Organism: Sus scrofa (pig)
Lineage: Eukaryota; Metazoa; Chordata; Mammalia; Artiodactyla; Suidae
Gene: CASP8
Product: caspase 8
Biological process (GO): proteolysis; regulation of apoptotic process; apoptotic process
Molecular function (GO): cysteine-type endopeptidase activity; protein binding
Source: RefSeq, a predicted model, not a curated record
AUGAGAGGAACAGGAAAUGAAUCCUCUGGGGCAGGCAGCAAAGCCUGCUGGAGUGGUUCGAAAGUAAAAGAAACCUUCCAGGAGGCGUUUCCAACCCCACCCCUUUCCUCUCUGCCGGGUUUCCAUGGUUUUUUGUUUUUUUUUUUUUUCUCUCAAGUGCCAGGAAGCAGCCUCAGGAAUCAGGACGUGUGAAGUUAGGCAGUCUAGGGGUCUUGGCCUCGGGAAUUUGGUGACUGUGAGGUUGCCGGGACGGGGUGGAGCAGGCCCCAGGCCGUGGUGAGGACCCCAGGAUUUGCCUCCUUGAUGGGCCAGGAGAGAAGAGGCCUGUGAAGCGGCUGCCACGGUGAGGAUCCCAGGAUUUGCCUCCGGUUACAACUACAUCCUCCUAACGCUUGAGCAGCAUGAAUUUCAACAGAUGUCUCUAUAAUAUUGGGGAACAUUUGGACAGUGAUGACCUGGCUUCCCUCAAGUUCCUGAGCCUGGACUACAUCCCACAUAGGAAGCAGGAACCCAUCAAAGAUGCUCUGAUGUUAUUCCAGAGGCUCCAAGAAAAGAGAAUGUUGGAGGAAAGCAACUUGUCCUUCUUGAAGGAACUGCUUUUCCGAAUGAAUAGACUGGAUCUUCUGAUCAAUUACCUGGAAACCAAUGAGGAGGAGAUGGAGAGUGAGCUUCGGAUACCAGGCAGGGCCCAGAUCUCUGCCUACAGGGUCAUGCUUUUUCAGAUUUCCGAAAAUGUGACCAGGUCGGAAUUGAAGGACUUUAAGUUUUUUUUGAGUCAGGAGAUUGCCAAAUGUAAACUGGAUGAUGACAUGACCUUGCUUGAUAUGUUUAUAGAGAUGGAGAAGAGGGCCAUCCUAGGGGAAAGAAAUUUGGAGACUCUGAAAAGAAUCUGUGAACAAAUCAACAAGGCCCUGCUGAAGAAAAUCUGUGAUUAUGAAGAAUUAAACAAAGAUCGAAGAAUGAGCCUUGAAAGUGCUUCGGAUGAAUUUUCAAAUGAUAUGUCUCAACUGGUGAUCCAGGAGGGGUCCCUGGGAGAGCUGGCCAUGUCGGACUGUCUGGGAGAACAGGACAGUGAUUCAGAGGCAUCAGAAGCAGUUUACCGAAUGAAAAGCAAGCCUCGGGGAUACUGUUUGAUCUUCAACAAUUAUGAUUUUAGUGUAGCACGGAAGAAUAUAGCCAGACUUCACAACAUUAAGGAUAGAAAUGGAACAGACUUGGAUGCAGCGGCUCUGAGCAAGACCUUUAGUGAUCUUCAUUUUGAAGUAAGGCCUUACAAAGAUGUCACAGCAAAGGAAAUCUGUGAUGUUCUGGAAUACUACCGAAACUUGGACCAUAAUGACAAAGACUGCUUUGUCUGCUGCAUCCUCUCCCAUGGAGACAAGGGCAUCAUCUACGGCUCUGAUGGGAGGGAAGCCCCCAUCUAUGAUCUGACCUCUUAUUUCACUGGUUCGAAGUGCCCUUCCCUUCUUGGUAAACCCAAAAUUUUUUUCAUUCAGGCUUGUCAAGGGGAUAAAUACCAGAAAGGUAUAGCUAUUGAGACAGACUCAGAACAGACAGAAGCCUAUUUAGAAAUGGAUUCAUCACUUCAGAAGAGAUAUAUCCCAGACGAGGCGGACUUCCUGCUGGGGAUGGCCACUGUGAACAACUGUGUUUCUUACCGAAGCACCAUGGAGGGGACCUGGUAUAUCCAAUCACUGUGCCAGAGCCUGAAAGAAAGAUGUCCCAGGGGUGAAGAUAUUCUUACCAUCCUCACCAAGGUGAACUUUGAAGUAAGCAAUAAGGAUGAUAAGAAGAAUAUGGGCAAACAGAUGCCACAACCUACUUUCACCCUGAGAAAAAAACUCUUCUUUCCUCUUAAUUAAUGCUAUUGUUUGAUUGCAUAACACUAUGCUUAAUUUAUUGAAGGGCUGCUAUUUUCCCUAUUUUGGGGGGUGGGCUAGAUUGAAGGGGUAGUGCCUGAGUCAUUUUUAUGCAAAUUCAAAGCUAAAUCUUUGACUUUUCAAUAGCUAGGCUGUAACAGCUACAGGCAUGAUUUGAAUUAUUUUUAAUUCGAUGAAAAAGUUUAAAAAUAAACUAGCAGAUACAAACAGUUAUAUUUUAAAAGAUAAAAAGUUUAAAGAAAUGUAACAUCACAAAGGAUCAAAAACAGCAGAUGAAUGUUCUUCCCACAUCUUUCAUCUACCUUCAGCCCAGAAUAAUUCAGUUGAAUUCUCUUCAAACUGUUAAGUAUUAAAAAAAAAAAAAUUAAGGAAGUCAUUCCAAAGUUUUAACCUCAAACACAGAGUUAAUGGUAGCACAAAGGAAAAGUUUCCUACUUGAGAGCUCAGAAUAAAUGAAGGUUUUUAAAAUUAAAUCAGCAAUCAUGGAAGAAAAAUCCAUAUUAAAUAAAAAUAAAAUGUUAGGAGAAGGCAUUGAGAAAAACCAUAAUCUCAGUCCCCUCCUGAGGAGGGCUGAUUCCCUAUUCCUGGUUCAGACUUAAUUUCUGCGGACUGGAUGUGAUUUUAUGGGAAAGCAUAUGAGCUAUUCAAUUGGUAUGCAAGAGGAGAGCCAGCGCGCUCACUCACAGAUGACUCCGGAAGCUUGAUGUUGACAGUGAGAGAGCCAUGGCCCCUGAUUGCUGAUGUGAGUGUGACCAGCAACCUCAGAAACACAUGAGCCUCUGCCUCUGAGCCAUGAGAAGACUUUACUUGUCAGUAGGAAAAGACUCCCUGACUCUGUUUAGACUUUGAUUUCAAAAGCCUGGCUUUUGAAUGAUUUUCCUUGUUUAAAAUUAGUUGUAAGUAUAGCUUUCAGCCCACUUUUAAGAGGACUGAUGUUAAUAGAGUUUUAACUUUAUACUUCUGGGACUACUUCCCAAAUUAUUGUACACACUAAUUUACAAAUUAAAAAAAAAAAACUAAAAAAAAAAUUCUUGUGUUAGAAACUUUAAACGAUUCUAAAUAUUUUAUUAUUUGUAUUUCCAAACUUGCUUUUUAGGCUUUCAGUACUUAGAAUAUAUACAUGCUUCUAUAGCAAUCAAUAUGAUUUGCUUUUUUGCUAACAAUGCUGUGCCUCUUUUAUGCAUUUGCCCGUUAUCUGUUCAUUUCAAAUCUUUAGUAAUUUAGUAAAUUAUCUUUCAAAGCUAAUUUUAAAAAUAUGAACUUUUUUUUAAUGGAAUAAAUAUAAUUUUUCUUAUUA